AUGGCAUUCUCACCUAUGAGAUCAAAAGCCUCUAACCACACCCGAUCCCUUAGCUUGCCUUCAAAAUCGAACCCCGUUUUCGCACAAUUCGAAGAAGCCCUAUCGAACAUGCGAAAGUCCGAGUCCUCGUGCUCGUCUAUUUUGUCGAUGAACAAUAGUCUCGUCGGCCUCAAACACUUAUAUUCCAAAAUCGACGACUUGCUUCAAUCGACACACGUACAACAAAUAAUAUCUCGAGAAUCGCAUGUGAAAUUAUGGGCCGACCGAGUCUUAGAUGGCCACAUCACCCUUUUGGACGCUUGCACGACCGCGAAAGAUCACGUAUUGCUCGCGAAGCAGGGUGUACAACAGUUGCUUUCCGCCGUGAAACGGAAAGACUCGGAUAGCAUCCGUUUCUAUCUCGACUCGAGAAGAAAGUCGAAGAAAAUGAUCCGAAAGUCAUUGAAAGAGUCGAGGAGUAUUGUGUCCCGGGCGAGAGACGGUGAGACGGUGAAUGAUCUAGCGUGUAUGCUAAACGAGGCAGAGCUGAUCAGUGUUAAAGUGCUCGAGUCUUUGUUGACGUACUUGAUUGGGACCAAUAAAGUACAAACGAGAUGGGCAUUGGUCUCGAAGAUGAUGAGUAGCAAGAAAAUUGCGUCGUGCCAAAACGAGUUUGAAAAAAUCGACGUUUUUUUGCAGUCGAGCAGUCUAGGAGAUUUACGGGUUGAUGAGGAGAUUAUCAUUAUGAGUGAGUUGAAACGAAUGGACUCGAGCAUCCAAAAUCUCGAAGAAGAACUCGAUUGCUUAUUUAGGCAAUUGAUUAAAACUAGAGUUUUGCUACUCAACUUGCUCAACAACUAG
Messenger RNA from Striga hermonthica, 840 nucleotides. Lineage: Eukaryota; Viridiplantae; Streptophyta; Magnoliopsida; Lamiales; Orobanchaceae. The record is from the annotation of a GenBank genome assembly.